UAGUUGCAUGUUACUAUGCGCUUGCAGAAUCUGUCACAGCUCUACUUCAGUACCUUGCCAACAGGAGCAACGCUAACGCGAACCCUGCUUGUCGAUAAUUUGUCGCAUUGGAUUGGUUAGACGGCGGUAAUAUAGGGCUAGAUUAGCUAACCACUGCCCUGCUGUUCUGUUAUACAACGCUAGGAGAAAAUAGUUUGCAUUUAUAAAGUUAUUCACGAUUUAUUGAUUUAUAUCCAGCCUUAUUUUUGCGUUUGUUUUCUUCAACGUGAGCUGGUUACAGAAUGACAGCAGAAAGCAGGCUGUUUUUUAACGUUAUAUGUCCAAAUGGAGAUUUUGGCAGAGUUCAUGCCAAUCUUUUACGCGGGCAAAGCGAUGCAAGUCAGUUUCACUUUCAGGAUGGGAAUACUCCUCAUACAGCUGGAACAUGACUGCAAAAUCUGUAUCCUUUGCGAUGCUACAGCAUUUUCCUGUGUAGUUUAAUGCCUGUCUGUCUUUAUGGCGCAGCAUCUCUGUGUGGGAUACCAUGGAGCAGCUAGAAGAGGAACUUACGUGCCCAAUCUGCUGCGGUCUCUUCGAAGACCCCCGGGUUUUGCUGUGCUCUCACAGCUUUUGCAACAAAUGCUUGGAGGGACUGUUGGAGGGAAACCGAGGUCCAUAUUUCAGAGCACCUAUCAAAUGCCCCACAUGCCGCAAAGAGACCCCUCACAACGGCGCCAACAGCCUGCAGAUCAACUACUCUCUACGUGGGAUUGUGGAUAAAUACAGCAAAAUAAGGGUUAUGCCUAAAAUGUCUGUUUGUAAACAACACUGCGGCCAGCCUCUAAACAUAUUCUGCGCCACGGAUUUAAACCUAAUCUGUGGGUUUUGCGCGACAACAGAUGACCACAGAGGGCAUACAUUCUGCUCCUUGGAGGAGGCGUAUGAGCAGGAGAAGGAGGCGUAUGAAGAGCUGCUGCGCGGGGUGGAGAGCUGGCAGAGCGCAGACAUCCUGACCUGCCUGGAGACACUGCAAGCCAGUAAGAAAAAGGCACUACAGUAUGUGACCAAGGACGCAGCAAAGGUGACAGAUUAUUUCGACAAACUCAUCAGUAACAUUGAAUGCAAAAAGAAUGAGAUCCUCUCCGAUUUUGAAACGCUGAAGCUGGUGGUAUUGCAGGCGUACGACCCGGAGAUCACCAAGCUGAGCGCGGCGGUGGAGGAGCACACACGGGUGCUGGGCAUCGCCGAGACUUUCCGGAGUGUAUCCGACCCCCUGUGCUUUCUGCAGCAGAUGCAGGAGUUUCGGGAGAAGUUUAAGGUCCUGAAGGAGACUCCGCUGCCCUCUCGGAAAGACACGGACGUCGGUCCUCUCGUGCGUAAUUUCGAUGUGAAGAAGUGGGACUCACUGAGGCUCAGAGAAGUGGACAAGAUCUCAGUCCCCCACGAGAAUGGCCACUACCGAGUGGGGGGAUCACGGAUGCCAGCGUCGAGAUGGAUCACUUUAUUAAUAAGUGUGUUACUGCCGAUUCUGCUCGUGCUGCAGCCGCACAACCUGGCACCCUACGUGCCGUCGCAGGUUGGACCGAUGCUCACUGCUGUUUCCUCGCACCUGACCCACACUGGGGUGUACCUGCGGGAGAUUACUGACAUGUGCUCAAGUUUAGUGGGUGCAGGUCAGGAAUGUAUCGUGAACUUAUUUCACUAUACUGUCAGUGUUAUUGACACGUUGUUUAAUGAAUAGCCUGUGGCAUCUCUGUCGUGCACUCACAGCUACAUUCCAAGGGACCCUUGACGCGCAUAACACUAAUGACAGAUAUGCACUUCAAUAUAUGGAAACACUUUUUUUUUUAUGUCUUUUUUUUCGUUUUUGGCCAAGCUCCAACCUCAUUGAAGCCAACGAAUUAAAUAAAAAUCAACCACUAAUGAACAGUUAGCAGUAACAGAUAACGGUAACCUACAUUUACAUAGAUAGACACUAUCGAUGUGCAAUCUACUUUCUCUUUUUUUCCCAGUAUAACACACUCCAAGAUGAUUUUGAUAAAUAAACAGUGAAAUUUAAGUCACGUCCAUGUUUGUUUUUUUAUUUAGUGCGUCAUGCCAACUCAGCCCAUUUUUUUUUUAGAGGCACAAGCAAGCCUUACGUGUGUAAUAAAAUAAUUGACAGUGUAAUUCCUGGCCUCUUCCCUGCAGAGCGCGUCAGCACCACAGUGAUGCUGCAACCUCUUCAAGGUUACACGCGUUGCAUAACAGGGCCCGUGUGAAAUAUUCACCAGGCUUCAGAUACAAUUGAAGGAGGGGAAAAAGAACACCGUAUAUGUUUAUGAUAUAUCCAUGAAAACUGACAGCUGUUUUUCCCCCCCAUCAUUGAUAAUAAUACUAUAAGGCAAUACACGAUUGUCACGUCUGCAGGGAAGUGUCUUUAUUUCCACACAAGAUCUAUUUGCGGAGAUUCACGUGACUCGUUCGUUGCAUGACUUGUCCGAUCUAUAAAGUCAAACAUCUGCAGCCUGUUAACUUAAGACUGCAGUUCAGACGUAUUUUCUGCAAUGCAUUUGAAUUUGCAGAACACUGAAUUGUAAGCCUUAAAUCAAAAUGCAAGUGUGUGUGGAAACAUCGAAGCAAGGCUAUUCAAAUGAUUUCCCAUUUAGGUUAGGAUGGGAGACUUUUGGCUCAUCACCAAAUAAUGGUCUUAACAGAAAAAUAGGCCAUAUAGCGAACAGUGAAUAGUGCAUUGAUUACUUAUCCUUAUGUGUAUCUAUUCUCCUGAGCAGAAGUUGAUUUUGAAGUAGAGUAAAUUGAUAGAAAUCCUAAAAUCAGACCACAAAGUGAACCCGUGAUGUCAGCACUGACCAUAAUUCAGGAUGUACGUCAUGGCACGCAUGUACAUAUAUAUAGCCUUCUGUUGCCAGGCAAAUACAGCAUGAAAAUAAAUGGACCACUCUACAUUAAUAUUUUAAUUGUCAUGGCACGCAAAUUUGAAUAUAGCCUUUAAAAACGUUAACAAAAUCCAAAUUAAGACAAAAUGUUGUUUCCGAUUUUAGACUUUUUUUUAAUCAUUACCGAAAAGCCAGGUCGCAUGGUGAGCCGCUCUACAUCUACACAGGCCUAUGGUGUGGCUUAAUAAAAACUACAUUUAAAGUCGAAUUUGCUAACAAUCCAGAUUACAUAAUAUCCAGAUGAGUGCAAAGCCAAUUUGAUGUCUCCACUGUUCAGUCACAUCACUGCAGGAGCCACAGUUUUGCACCGAGGCUCUGAGUGUGUGAGGGGGAUUAAAGACUUUUUGUAUCCCUGUAAUAAAAUGCAUAAUUUUC
Messenger RNA from Trematomus bernacchii (emerald rockcod), 3290 nucleotides. It is a transcript of the gene trim13, whose product is annotated as tripartite motif containing 13. Bases 524 to 1720 code for a protein of 398 amino acids. Gene Ontology annotation, biological process: positive regulation of macroautophagy; innate immune response; positive regulation of canonical NF-kappaB signal transduction. Gene Ontology annotation, molecular function: zinc ion binding. NCBI's taxonomy places the organism in Eukaryota, Metazoa, Chordata, Actinopteri, Perciformes, Nototheniidae. The transcript has 2 exons. The record is from RefSeq and is a predicted model, not a curated record.